GCCCGCCUUGGGCUGCUAGGUAGGGCUAGGUGCAGGCAAGUCUUGCACCCUGGUUGGAAGACCGGAAAACGGGCUUCUACCGCACACCACUGCAAAUGUUAGAUAUGAGCUUGCAGUUCCUACUAAGAUGACGAUACUACAAUAGCGUUAGCAUAGAGGAGACGAAGAAUGCAGGGUCAGGGCCAAAGUUUUACAGUGGCAAACGCCGGGAUACCGUUUCAUUCCAGCGCAAACCACGUAUACAGCUAUUAUCCAGCUGGAUCGCAGUCUAGCUUCAGUAACGGGGACACUGCGACACAGAACGCCAGCCAGAACGCUCAAGCAACAAGCAGCGCUGCAUACUCCUACUCGUAUGCUCCCAACAGCCACAUCCCAGCACCGUACGGUGGCCAACCGGCCCAAACGAGUCCAUCGCCCUCGAUGAUCUCCAGCUUGCCGCCCGCAGCUCCUCCUGUUGCAGCUGGCAACUCGCAGGAUGUCGUCAGGGAGCUGCAGACAGCGCGUGUGGAGCUGGAGAAGCAGAAACUUGAAACGACGUCGUUGCGGGACCUGGUGAGCAGCUUACAGGGUGCGCUAGCUGCGGAGAAGCAGCGCGGCGAGGACUUGUCGCGUCAGUUGCACACGGAGGCCGUUGCGCACGCAACCCUCAAGGCCGAGGUGGAGCGGCUGACGGCCGCGCAGUCCGCCACCGUGCGCGAGCACGAGCACAUGGCCGCAGCCCACGCCGCCACCGUGCGCGAGCUGGAGGCGCGCGGCGCGGAGCUGGGCCGCCUGCAGCGCCAGCUGGAAGAGGCGCAGGCGGCGGCGGCGGCGGCAGCGGAGGCGGCCACAGCAGCAGCGGCAGCGGCGGCAGUGGGGCCUGGGGUGGCAGGGGAUGCCAAGCCCAGUGCGGGCGGGGCGCGGCCGCAAGUACCGGCCAGCACCUUCUCCAGCCCCUCCAAGCUGGACGGGUCGAGGCACUCCCCUCUCAGUGGCAGUGGCGGCAAUAGCAGUGUUGGCGGCCAGCACCACCACGGCACGCACGGCGGCACGCACGGCGGCGGCGCUCACCACCUGUCGGGCCCGGAGGAGGAGCGCUGGGCGCUGCGGCUUCAGAAGGCGGAGCGGGCGCUGGAGGAGGAGCGGCGGGUCAGUGAGGACCUGCGGCAGCAGCUGGCGGCGGCGGGCGCAGAGGCGGACGCGGGGCGGGCGGCGCUGCUGCGGCUGCGGCAGUUGGAAGUGGACCUCGACGCCGACACGUUGUCGGAACUGUCACUGGCAGCAACCGCGGCGGCCCGGCGCGCCGGCGGCGGCGGCGGUGGCGGCGGGAGCAUGGGCUCGCCCUCGCUAGGCGGCGCGCUGAGUGAGCCGCUGCCACUCACGCCAGGCAGCAUCCCAGCCUACCCAGUGCCGCUGGCGGUGCCGCACAGCAGCAGCACCGGCGCCGGCCUCAGCGGCGGCGGCGGCGGCGGCGGCGGUGGGCUGACGGGGAUGAGCAGCGCGCCCUCGCCGGCGCUGUUGGGCACGGGUGGCAGCAGCGGCGGCUACGCCGCGACAUUUGCGGCGGCGGCGGCUGGCAAGCGGGGCAGCAGCGGCGGCGCGGGUCCGGGUGGGGCUGGCGGCGGGGGCGGGGGCGUGCCGGCGUCGCACCGGCUGGAGGAGCAGGUGGCGCGGCUGAAGAAGGAGGUGGAGCUGCUGCGGGCUGACCUGGGCCGUAUGGCCGCCGCCGACGAGGCCGCCAAGGUGACGGUGCGGGCAGCCGACGACCGCGCCCGGGCCGCCGAGCUGGUGUGCCUGGACGUGCGGCGGCAGUGCGACCAGGCUGCCCGCACCAUCGGGCGGCUCAUCGACGAGAACAACGACCUGGUGGCUAAAAUCAACUCACAGGCCAACACGCUGUCGGAGUACAAGUCCGUCAUCAACAAGCGGGAGUCGGAGCUGCGGGCGCUGGAGCAGCGGCUGCGGCAAGUGGCCGCGGUGGACCCAGCCACACUCACUGCAGCCACCGCGGGCGCCGCCGUGGGCGCUGCCGUGAGUGCUGCCGGCGGCGCUGCCGGCAGCGGCUCUGGGCCCCACGCGCCGGGGCAAGCACGGGCUGCCGGGUCCGGCAGCAGCAGCGGCGGCGGCGGCAGUGCCAGCGGGCCGCCGGGCUCGCCGCCGCGGCAGCACCACCUCCACAGCCCGCAGCCGCACCCGCCGCACCCGUCACAGCAGCCCCCGCACGCACAGCACGCCCCGCACGCUCCGCACCCCCAGCACCCCCAGCAUCAGCAGUUGCUGCUGCUGCCUGGCGGCGGCGCCACGGAGGCGGACUGGAAGCUGGUGAUGCUGGCGGAGGAGGUGCGGCGGCUGGUGGGCGAGGUGGCGCUGGCCGCAACCGCCCUGGCGGCGGCACGGCUGCGCGCAGACACACACGCCGCCGCCACCGCCGCCACCGCCACCGCCGACGCCGACGCCGCUGACGCCGCCGUACCCUCUCCGCAACCGCCUGCGGCGGCUGGUGUGAUGGUUGCCAACGGCCGGCCGCAUGCGCUCUCCUCAGGCGGCGGCGCGGGUGUGGGCGCGGUUGCUGGCGUGGACCUGCCCAAGGUACUGACGCGGCUUGAGGGGCUGGCGGGCCGGCGGCUGAGUGCUGGCGAGACGGCGGCCUACAUCAUCGAGCUGGCCACACACAUGGAGGCGCUGGAGGAGGCGCUGGCGGAGGCGCAGCGGCAGAUGGCGGCGCUGGGCAGCGGCGGCGGUGGAGGAGGCGGUGGCGGGGUUGCAGGUGGGGGUGGAGAUGGAGGUGGAGGUGGUGGCAGAGCGGUUGGGUUUGCCGCGGCGGAGGCGAUUGGGGCUGGCCGCAAGGGCGGCUCGGAGCAUGCCUCAGCGCAGGCAGCGGCGGCGGCGGCUGCGGCGGUGCCGCCACCGCCGGCGAAUGGGCUUGCGGGGACGGGCGCGGGCGAGGGGCCUGAGGGCGAAGGGUGGGCGGCACACGGGCACCACCAGGUCGGGUCGCUGGCGCACACGCACACGCAGCAGCAGCAGCAGCAGCAGGAGGAGGCGGCGCGGCGCUCCUUUGGUGACACGCACCUGCGCGGGCACCAGCACCAGCACCAGCACCCGCAACACCAGGAGCCAGCCGGCAGCGGCGCGGGGGCCGCCGGAGUUGCUGGCGUCCCCUUCGCCGCUCCCUUCGUGUACAACGCUAGUGAACAGGAGGCGGCACAGCAGGGCCAUCAGCAGCAGCAGCAUCCCCAGCAACCGUACCACUAUCAGGAGCACGCACCUCACGCGCUGCAGCUGCCGCAAGUGGCGCCGUUGCCAUCGCCACCGCAGCCGCACGCGGUCGUGUCGCCAUUUGACCAGCUGCCCGUGCGGCGUGAGCACUCGGCCAGCGGUGGUGCUUUGCCCCAUGCGCCGCUCGGCUCGGAGCCGCCGCAUCAGUCCGGCUCCUUGAAAUCACAGCAGCUUGCCGUAGAGGCUGAGGCGGCGGCGGCGGCGGCGGCCGACCAGCCGCACAAAGAGCGACUGGACUUGGCAGCAGCCGCGGCGGCGGCUGUUGCAGCGGCGGACAAGGCGGCAGCCGAAGCAGCAGCGGCGGCGGCAGCGGAGGCGGCUGCUACGGAAGCUCAGCAGCAGUCACAACAGCAGCAGCAAGAGGCGGGGUCGCACCCGCAGCACCCGCAGCUGGCAGCGGAUCUGACGCUGCUGCCUCUGGCGGCGCUUGAGGCGCCGCCGUCGCCUCGCGCCAUCGUGGGCGCAGCCGCGCUGACGCAUCCGCACUUGCAGCUGCCGGCGGCGGCAGUGACGGAGUAUGGCGGCGCGGCGGCUGGCGGCGCGCACGUACUGCUGGCGGCGCCGGGUGGCGAGCUGGAUGAUGAGGAGUUGGCGGAGGGGUUGGCCAAGCAGCGCCGCUCGCGUGUGGGGCUGUGGGGCUGGAUCUCGGGCGAUGGGGGCCGGUGACGCAACAAGCAGGGCAGCAGGGCAGCAGCGCAGCUUGGGAAGAGGCGAGCGGGGUGCUGAGUGCGGGAGCGAUUAGUUAGGUAGGUGGUGAGAAGGGUUCAGCGGAGUCAGGUGUUCAUUAGUCUGAGCAGGAGGUAGCUACUGACCGCAUCGCCGGACCGCAUGUAAAGAUCAGACGUCGAGGCGGCCUCAGGCAUUUGAAGGUGGUGUUGGUGAGGCACUGUCAUUCCAUUGGGUGCGGGCUGGUAAAAUGCGAUGGGACAGGGUAAGGGCAGAUUGGCGGAGACCCGCAGUGUGCAGCGGAUCCCCAGACCCCAACAUCCAACAAUCACGGCAUGGGCGCGCGGCUGGUAUAGCGCGGGCUGAUUAAGGCGUGGGGGCACGGACGACACGUCGGGCCCGACCGGCACCGGCACCGGGAUUGAACUAUGUAUGCACUGCGCCACCCGCUUAUGCACUGCGCCACUUCCGUUGCCACUAUGGCGGUGUGCAAGGUCCACCUAGCAGACGAUGCGAUAUGCAGUGUGUAAGGAUGAAGCAUGGCGUGGCCACCACUGAUAGCCGUGGACAGCUGGAGUGUUAUCGUGACGUGGAGUGUGUUAUGGGAGCCCGGGAAUUCACGAAGCCAGAACCGCAGACACCUGGUGGACCUGAAUUCUCAGGAAGGCGGAAGCGCUGCCUGUGUACCGGUAUACUUGUGUGGGGGCGGCGCCAGCCGCACACGGCACACGACUGAUGGCGGCCCUACUUGCGGGCCCUGCCUUGCAAGUGUUUUGCUUCAGAAUUCAGAACUAAGCC
Chlamydomonas reinhardtii is the source of this 4722-nucleotide messenger RNA. RefSeq lists its product as uncharacterized. Bases 421 to 3924 code for a protein of 1167 amino acids. The transcript has 7 exons. NCBI's taxonomy places the organism in Eukaryota, Viridiplantae, Chlorophyta, Chlorophyceae, Chlamydomonadales, Chlamydomonadaceae. The record is from RefSeq and is a predicted model, not a curated record.